AUGCUAAAGUCAUAUUAUAAACAAUUAUUUUUGAAACAAUUUCACAAUUACUUUCAAAGAACGCCGCCUCCAAUCCCCAAACAAGUUCCUCGAACUUCAAAUUAUUUUGGAAAUGAACGUGUUGAUGAGUUUCAAUGGAUGCAAGAUCCAAAUGAUAUUGGUGUUCAAAAAUAUAUAAUUUCCGAGAAUCGAUUUACUGAUAAAAUUAUGCAAAAUACCAAAUUAUUACAAAAGAAAUUACAAUAUGAAAUGAAAAAAAAGUUGAUUACACCUGUAAUGCUACCACCUGUAAAGACCAUAGAAAAUGGAUAUGAAUAUUAUACAAAGCCAUCUUUAUAUGACCAUAAUAUACUUGCUUAUUUAGUAGAACAAGAAGGUAAUGAAGUUGGAACAUUAUAUUUCAAGGAUUUAUCUAGAAAUUUGAAUUUUCAGCAAGAAAAAUUGGAAGGAGUGUUUAAUUUUUUAUGGGGAACCAAUACACAUACUAUUUAUUAUACAGUGGUAGAUAAACAACUUAGACCAUAUAAGGUCUUUGCUCAUAAAAUUGGUACUAUGCAACAAAUUGACUUAACUAUAUUUGAAGAAAACGAUCAAUCUGCAUUUGUGGAUAUCACAUACACCAAGGAUAAGUCAUUUAUAAUGAUAAACUCAAAUACAUUUAUAUCAUCUGAAGUUCGAUUCUUUGAUGCGCACCAUGACAUAUCGUUGGGAAAACCUAAUUCAACUUUAAUUGAAGCACGUGUUCCAGGUUUAGAAUAUUAUGGAUAUUUUUAUAUUUUAACAAAUGCAGAUAAUACAAAAAAUUUCAAAUUAGUUCGUUCUUGUUUAGCAAAUUUUGGAAGAAAGAAUUGGGAAAUUAUUUAUGCUGCCAAAGAAUCAGAAAAGAUUGAAGAUGUUGAAAUUUUUCAUAAUUAUGCGACUAUAUUUAUCAAAAGGGAAGGAUUACCAGUAAUUUUAUGUUAUAAUUUGUGGACUUUAGAAGUUCAUCAAAUUGAAUUACCAGAUAAAUUUUGUGUCGUUUCUCCUGGAAUAAAUAAUAAUUAUAAAACGGAUAUUGUCCGAUUUACUUAUAGUUCACCGUUUAUUUCCGAAUCCAUUUAUGAUUAUAAUAUGCAAACGCGUAAUUUGUUACCUAUUAGAAUUCAUUCUAUUAAAGUAUUAGUAAGAUCUUAUGGAGCAUAUGGAAUUUCUACUGAACCUGAAUUUCAACUUGAACAUUUUCCACUUUUGGAAAGAGGAUGGAUAAUAGCAUUAGCUCACGUUUUUCUUGAAUAUACAAAUACUUCAUUAAUUUCGACUAUUGGCAUUAGUGCCGGUGGUUUAUUAGCAGGAACAGUUUAUAAUAUGAGACCAGAACUUUUUCGUACAAUUAUUAUGAAAGUCCCUUUUCUUGAUCCUUUAUCCAGUAUGUUAGAUCCUAAUUUACCUUUAACUAAAGUAGAAUAUCAUGAAUGGGGUAAUCCUGCUGAAAGUAAAGAAAUAUAUGAUUAUAUUGCUAGUUAUACUCCUUAUGAUAACAUUAAGCAUUAUCGUCCUUCUUCUACAAAUAAUAUUGUAAAUUCUUCUAUAUUAGUAACCGCUGGAAUGCAUGAUCAAAGAGUUAAUUAUUGGCAUCCUUUAAAAUGGAUUGCUCGUAUGAGAUUAAGGCAAUCGGAUUGUUAUUAUCCUUAUUUAAAGAACGGAAAUUUGGUAAAUUUUGGAAAAAAUAAUUUAUUAAUUUUAAAAAUUGAUUUUGAUAAAGGUCAUUUUGUUGGAAAUAAUCAUUCAGAUAAGAUAAAAAAUUUAGCGUUUGAAUUGGCCUUUCUUAUUUCUCAAAUCACCAAACAUUAA
Messenger RNA from Diversispora eburnea, 1830 nucleotides. NCBI's taxonomy places the organism in Eukaryota, Fungi, Glomeromycota, Glomeromycetes, Diversisporales, Diversisporaceae. The record is from the annotation of a GenBank genome assembly.